UCCAAUACAAUCCCGCAAUUCAACAUGUAGAAAUUUCAUUCCGCGUCUGCUUUCUUCGUACUCCUCGAGCCAUUCCAAUCUCCCCCUCCAUCGAUCCCACGUCCGACCGACCGACCGACGUCGCUCCUCCUCCUCGUCCGGUCAACAACCGCCACGAUUCUACGAUAUCAGCCAUGGCCAACAUCUACCGGUGUGCGGAGUGCGGGGUGGACCUGAACCUGAGCGCGGCGCACCUGUACCCACCGGACGUCUACUUCGAGGCCGGCAACAAGGGCAGCAUCUCCUUCUCCUGGGUCGACGACUCCAAGCUCCGCUUCGUUAAGGAGGACCGCAUCAGGCCCUUCUUCGAGACCCGCAACUACUGGGGCAUCCACCGCAAGCGCACCCGCCUCCUCUGCGACUCUUGCGGCCGCCUCCUCGGCCACCUCUACGACGACGGCCCUCCCAUGAUGACCGGACACGGCCAGCUCGGAUUCGGCCCCAGCCAGGCCAUCCCCCGCGCCCCCAGGUACCGCUUCAAGAUCAAGGCACUUAACACCUCCUCCUCUUAAUUCAUACUUCUCUCUGUUGUUGUUUUACUUGUUUGUAUAAAUUCGUGAUCUUGGUGAUGGGAAACGACGCUUUGGCUGUCGAUUUGGUUGUUGUAAAUUGAAAUGAUCGCAGAUAAUAAAGUUCGUUUUCUCGAACAAAGGAAAAAAAUUUCUAUGA
Zingiber officinale is the source of this 708-nucleotide messenger RNA. RefSeq lists its product as uncharacterized. Lineage: Eukaryota; Viridiplantae; Streptophyta; Magnoliopsida; Zingiberales; Zingiberaceae. The record is from RefSeq and is a predicted model, not a curated record. Bases 174 to 551 code for a protein of 125 amino acids. The transcript has 2 exons.